Messenger RNA from Gadus chalcogrammus (walleye pollock), 4423 nucleotides. It is a transcript of the gene rragd, whose product is annotated as ras-related GTP binding D. The transcript is spliced from 7 exons. NCBI's taxonomy places the organism in Eukaryota, Metazoa, Chordata, Actinopteri, Gadiformes, Gadidae. Gene Ontology annotation, molecular function: GTPase activity; GTP binding. The record is from RefSeq and is a predicted model, not a curated record. Bases 69 to 1283 code for a protein of 404 amino acids. Gene Ontology annotation, biological process: cellular response to amino acid stimulus; regulation of autophagy; positive regulation of TOR signaling. Gene Ontology annotation, cellular component: nucleus; lysosome; Gtr1-Gtr2 GTPase complex.
UCGCGCGUAUCAGAUGGCAAUGUUGGAAAGUUGGCCAGGCGGUGCAUGCCACUUCAAAAACAUUUGCCAUGACAAGCGAAGGAGUUUCGAACUGUUGCGGGGAAGCGGAGGAGAAGGAGGACGACAACGAGGACAUGGCCAUGGGAUGCUACGACGAUGACGAUGACGACGACUUCAGCGCAUUGACGGAGGGAAACCCCGAGUGGGGCUCGGAGGACGGAGUGCUGGGCUUCAACGAGGGGCUGAGCGGGGAGGUGAAGCCCCGUGUGCUUCUGAUGGGGCUGCGGCGGAGUGGCAAGUCGUCCAUCCAGAAGGUGGUGUUCCAUAAGAUGUCCCCCAACGAGACGCUGUUCCUGGAGAGCACCAACAAGAUCUGCCGCGAGGACGUCUCCAGCAGCUCCUUCGUCAGCUUCCAGAUCUGGGACUUCCCCGGGCAGAUUGACUUCUUUGACCCCACCUUCGACUACGAGAUGAUCUUCAGGGGCACCGGCGCGCUCAUCUUCGUCAUAGACUCGCAGGACGACUAUGUGGAGGCGCUGAGCAGACUGCACCUGACUGUGACCCGGGCAUACAAGGUAAACCCGGACAUCCACUUCGAGGUGUUCAUACAUAAGGUGGACGGCCUGUCCGACGACCACAAGAUCGAGAAGCAGGGGGACAUCCGCAGGCGGGCCAGCGAUGACCUGGCCGACGCGCGGCUUGAGAGGAUUCAUCUAAGCUUUUAUCUGACCAGCAUCUAUGACCACUCCAUAUUUGAAGCUUUCAGCAAAGUGGUGCAGAAGCUUAUCCCACAGCUGCCCACACUGGAGAACCUACUCAACAUCUUCAUAUCUAAUUCUGGCAUCGAGAAGGCCUUCCUGUUCGACGUUGUCAGCAAGAUCUACAUCGCCACAGACAGCUCCCCGGUGGACAUGCAGACCUACGAGCUGUGCUGCGACAUGAUCGACGUGGUCAUCGACAUCUCCUGCAUCUACGGCCUGGCCGAGGAGGAUCCAGCUGUCGGCUCGCCUUACGACAAAGACUCCAUGGCCAUCAUACGUCUGAAUAACACCACUGUGGUGUACCUGAAGGAGGUCACCAAGUUCCUCGCCAUGGUCUGCUUCCUGCGAGAGGAGAGCUUUGAGAGGAAAGGACUCAUCGACUACAACUUCCAUUGUUUUAGAAAAGCCAUUCAAGAGGUGUUUGAUGUCCGUGUGGAGGUUCAGAAGAAUCGCAAGCUCUUAAGUCAGAGGAGGAGGAGCAAGCAAGCAACAGCCAAUGGUGUCGCCGGAAACCCUCAUUGAGACCCGCAGACGACAACAACAACAACGACAACAAUAACACGUAUCUGUAUUUUAACUCUGAUUGGACAAUUCAAGACCAUGGAGUCUUCAGUGUGUUCCAAUUGGCUGUUGAUUUAGACAUGGUUUGGUCAAUGGAGCGAGGUAAGGCCAGAACUAGAUGUCCAAUACUCACAAGGGACCCCCCGCUCCCCUCAGAGGUAUUGCUAGAUUUUUAAUACGGCUCUGCAGAACUGUAAAUAGAACCGCUGUAGUAAAACGUUUUUCACAUUGCUCAUGGGUAACACAUCAACGUUUAUCCCGAAAAAAAUGUCUAAUGCCUCUAUUAUAAUACAAACAAAUCUACUCUUUCAUACCAGGAAAGGACGGUUUACUCUUAUUUUUGUGUUUGUAUUUAUUUAUUUAUUUUUCAUAAAAACGUCUUUUCAGUCGAGGCUUCCAUUCAAACUGGUGAACACAGUGGCCAAUGGCAUCGUUUCAUGUUUGUCCUUGUGCACCAUACAAUACAUGAAUGGUGAUUACUGUUUUGGCAGACGACUAGCUAUGCAUUAGGCUUAUACACAUCAUGUAGAUGUGGUGGCAGAGAAUCUGUGUCAAUGUAACUGAAGGAGAAGGGGAAGGGAUGGUCGGGCUGUGCUGUCGUCGAUCGGGUACAUCACAACGUGGUCGUACAUACACAACUACGGGAAAGACGAGAACACUUGAAUCACAACAAUCCCGAGUUUACCAAAGAAAGGAAGUAGGUGCUUACAAAAGAUUUUUUAUUUUACUUUACUCUCCCCUAUUUGGGUCCCAUGCACAUUUUGUGUGCCUUUGUCAAGUGAUAUUGAGCAAAGAAUUUAAUUACUUUGGAUUGUUAUAACACAAACUUUCAUCUUGUUUAAUUAAUUUACAGCUUUUGUUGUCACAUUGGCAUCCCUAUCGACCUUGGGCUAAUGUAUUUUCUACUAGGGCAACUCAUUGCUUCUGAAACCUUUUGCUUUCUUUCCAAUCAGUCCUGUACGAUUUAACAAUAUUCGGGAAGUGAGGAAUCGCUACGUUAACAACGAUUAUAAACAGAUCCUGUCCAAAUCAAUUGGUCUGCCUCUUUGUAAUUCGGUCCAGUUUGACAUAUACAAAUACAGUCGUGCCAGUCUGCACAUUUUCUUGAACACAAAACUUUUCGGCCCACCAAGUGCACUGUCUGCAGCUUUAAGUGCUUUCUGAGCUCCCAACCUCCAAGUUGUCAUCAUGACAACCCUAAGUGGACCACUUAUUUUUCACUCAAACCUUUUCUUUUCUGCUCUCUCUCGAUCCGUCUCUGUCGCUCUGUCACACCCAUUGUGUGUGUGUGUGUUUGUGUGUGUGUGUGUUGAUGUUGGUGUAUUAGUUUAGACUUUUGGAAUGCCAAUUACAUUUAGAAAAAGAAGAGUAACCUCCACCGUUCAGUGUUUGACAGCGGCCAUUAGCAUCGUCAUUCAGUACAACAGAGGGCAGGUCUGCCUUGGAGAGGGAGGGGAGGGCCAGACAAGUCGACCACCCCUACCCAGCCUGCAUCCCCCCAACGCUCCCCAUCUUUGCCGGCAUUAACGUGGUCUGGGGGUCCAAGCGUACCGUCACCUAUGUCAUCCAGGUGCAGGGAUGCACUGGUUGUCAUCCAGGCCCUCCACAUCAGGGAUGGAUCCCUACAGACCCAGGGCUCAGAGGGGGAGCUGACCCUGGGGCCACCGACCACCGACUGACUUUGAGCUGUAGGUAAGGUUUAAGAGCUAUAACUGGAGUAUCAUUUGUACAAAAUGCCGUUGCCGUCAGUAAGCCAUUAGUGAGAUAAAAUGCCGUGUGAGAAUAUCUGUUUCAAGGUGAGCGCACGCCAGCCUAUAAGGAAGACCAGUUAGAGUUCUGACCGCCGCGGGCUAAUUUUAGCCCAGAGAAUCCAUCUUGCCUUUCAAUCACAUGUUGGCACACAGCGUUAUCACAGCUCGGCCACGGGAGCAUCCACAUGCUCCGUUGAAACAGCUGAAAUCUGUGGAUGUGAAGUUGAAAAGUCUCACAAUCAAAUAAAUGUUUAGGCCUUCACACCUGCAUAACGUGAUUCAGUUUGAUCAGACUGUAUAACUGCUGUAGACAACAGAUCGUAUUGAUCCUCUUCACGUUUGCCUAAAUUGGUUAAUCCAUUGUAGCAUAUGUUUGCUAUUUUGGAGAUUGUCUGGCAUUAUUCCAGAGUGCAGAAACCCUUAUUUCACAAGUCAGUUCAACAUAAACUUCAGAUGGUUGGCCUCUUCCUGGAGCGAUCAGGCCUGGCUAAAUGGAAAGCAAACAGUGCAAGCUGUCAACUGUUUGAAAAGAGCAGGAAAUCUCCAAUGGGAAGUCCGGGGUGAAUGGAAACCUGUCUCAAUGGGUCCUCCCGAAAAAUGGUUGGGAUAAGAUGGUAUUUUAUCAAUCCCCUGCGGUUAAGAGAUGCUGUGACGGGCUGCCACUCGCAUCUUCAGCUCAACAAACUGAGUGAUGGAGCCUUAAAACAAAGAGCUCGCCCAUCUCAGUGAAUUAGUGUGCAAGCUUACAUCAAACCUAAGUCCGGCCUGGACUGGGACAGUCCCUGGCCUUUCGGCCGAGUCCAGCCCGUCAUUAUCUUUGUAUACCAUGGACAGCCAUCUUUUAUUUAACAAUUCAGUUCGGCAGGGGCGGAAGUAAGUCCAAACAUAUCAUUCAAAGUGGCAUAUUUGGCACCAUCUGCCUCAAGGGCCUGUCAAUUUUUUCCGACUUCAAUUUUUCAGUGCCUCUCUUGCGUUUUGUCUUAUCAUUUUUGGAACUCAUUUUUUUUUGCCUUAACGCUGUUUAAUGAAGGCACAAAGCCCAAAGGUUUGGGGUUUAAAGAUUUGAUUGCGCCAGCCCAAUGGCGAUUAAACAUUCAGCCGUCCAAGAUGCUAUGGUUGAGCAACCUGAAUUAACUCGGAGAUACUGCAUGGAGCAGUGGUUGGAGGAUGGUGGUUGGCAUGAUGUAACCGUCAACAUGAAUAGUGCAAAUGGGAAAAUCGCUGAGAAAAUAUUGUAUUGUUUGCUAUUGAGGUCCAAGGCAAUUAUCUACUUUGCCUAUGGAUUACAAAUCGGCUGUAGCUUGUUGUCCUAACAUGUUAAGAUUACACGUGUGUGGGCUUUCUGCCAUG